Molecule: messenger RNA, 428 nt
Organism: Racocetra persica
Lineage: Eukaryota; Fungi; Glomeromycota; Glomeromycetes; Diversisporales; Gigasporaceae
Source: the annotation of a GenBank genome assembly
CCAUACAAUACAAUGGUAUUGGCAAAAUUCUCACUCUUGAAGAUUUUGAUGCAGAAAAACCUGGUCAAUAUUUUCAUUUUGAUGAUGCUCUUCAACCUGAAACUCCUUUAGCUAUUAAAGCUGCACAAGAUCCUAGAGAAUAUGCAACAGUCAAGGCUUUCAAAGUUGAUGAACCAGUCCGUGCUGAGUCCGGAGAGGCCAGAAAACAAUGGGAACUUGAUUUACCAAAACACGAUUUUGAUGAUAAAGGUUAUGACUUACCAAGUUUAGAUAAUUUAUUAAAAUAUUGUGAAAAACUUGAAACAAUUAUUAAUAAAUUUUAUUACAAUGGAGACAUAGAAGCUGGUAAGCUUUAUACUCAAGAAAAUUUCACAUUUAGUAAAAAUAUAGAUGGUAGAAUUAGAUUUCAUUAUGAAAAAACUAUAUAA